This is a messenger RNA of Microtus ochrogaster (prairie vole), 1238 nucleotides long. RefSeq names its product CD48 molecule (gene Cd48). Lineage: Eukaryota; Metazoa; Chordata; Mammalia; Rodentia; Cricetidae. Gene Ontology annotation, cellular component: membrane. The record is from RefSeq and is a predicted model, not a curated record.
CACAGUUGUCGCCGGUGUUCCUGAGAAGCUUUGCAAAGUAGCAUGUGUUACUUCAGAAAACAGGAAUGGUGUCUGGUCCUGGAACUGCUACUCCUGCCUGUGAUAUCGGGACUUCAAGAUCAUUCAGAACUAGAGAUAAAUGCUAAAACCGGUAGCAACAUAACCCUGCAAUUCAAGAAACCACUUGGAACCUAUGCACACAUCACCUGGCUUUAUACUACAAAACAGAAGAUUUUAGAAUAUGAGUAUAAGGGUUCAACGAUAACCUAUUCUGGUUAUCAGGGCAGGGUCAACCUUGACAAUAUAACUGGUGCACUUCAAAUCUACAAUAUCCGGAAAGAAGACCGAGGUGACUACUACAUGAGAGUGUUGAAGAAAACUGAGGAAGAAUACAAGAAAAUCUUGAAUGUAUUUGAUCCUGUGUCCCAGCCUACCAUAAAAAUUGAGAAGACUGAAACUUUGCCUGACUCUUGUCACCUGAAACUAUCAUGCAAGGGAGAGCAACAGAAUGUUACGUACACUUGGUUUGACGACUCAAACCAAAUUGAGGAAGGAGAUGUGCUGGAAAGAAUCAUCACUCCAAAGAACAAGUCUACAUUUUAUACCUGCCAAGUCAGCAACCCUAUAAGCAGGAAAAAUGACACCGUGUACUUCACUCUGCCUUGUACUCUGGCCAGAUCCUCUGGAGUACGUUGGAUUGCAACUUUGCUGGUGGUCAUGGCACCCAGCAUUCAUACCUUCCUGUUGACCUGAGAUGAACUCUUCUCACUUGAGAAUGAAACUUUGAGGCCACUGGAUCCUGUCUUUAUCAUCCAGAAGGCAGCUCUGACUCUAUGGGACAGAAGAAAUUGUGUUGUUGAACAUUUGUGAUGGUUUGCAUUUUCUUACCAUCCUAGAGUUAAGUACAGGGCUUUCUGCAUGCUCCAAAAAUGCUGGGCCACUGACUUAUGUGCCAAUCCCUCUACAAAGAUUGUUUUAGUAGUCUUUUAAAAGUUGUGGUUAAUAUCUAAUUUUGUAUACCCCAUUUGUUUUCCAACAGUCAUUAAAGAUAAAUGUGUUAUUUUCACCAAAAUACAUAACUACAUUAGGCUAAUGGUUUUUCUUUUUUUAAAAUUGAUUCUUUUCUCAAACAAUAUAUCUUAAUUAGUUUCCUCUCCCUUUAAUUCUCCCAGUUUGACACUACUUCUAAUAGGUAACAACAAAACAUAACAAAAUAAAAUAUAAUAAGCUAAAACAAA